AUGUUAUCGGUUCCAUUUUUGGAGGAUCUUAUGAGAAGAUGGUUUAAACCACAAACAUUUGAUGAUCCAAUUGAUCGUCUUAACUAUUUUUUAACUGCAUCAAUUUUGGCAUUUUUUGCAAUUAUGGUAUCAGCUAAACAAUAUGUUGGUACACCAAUUCAAUGUUGGGUACCUAUGGAAUUUAAAGGUGGAUGGGAAGAGUAUGCUGAAGAUUAUUGUUUCAUACAAAAUACAUUUUUUGUUCCAUUUGAAAAACAAAUACCAGAUAAUUUUGAUGAUCGUCAAGAAGCUGAGAUAGGUUAUUAUCAAUGGGUACCAAUUGUUCUUGCACUUCAAGCUGUUAUGUUUUUUUUACCAAAUUGGAUAUGGAAACGUUUACAUUGCCAAUCUGGUAUUGAUCUUGAUACAGUAGUUAGUGAAGCUAGAGCUCUCAGAGGAUGUCGACCAUCUGUUAGAGAACAAGAUUGUAUUAAAUUAAAAGAAUAUAUAUCUGAUUGUCUAGGAGUUAAUGACAAUUAUAGACCAAUACGUAUUGGAUGUAUAAGAUUAGGAAAAAACCUUGGAAGUUACGUUACUGUUCUUUAUCUUCUUGUCAAAUUAUUAUAUUUAAUUAAUAUUUGUAUUCAAUUUUAUAUAUUAAAUGGUUUCUUAGGAAGUAAUUAUACAUUAUGGGGAUUUGAUGCAAUGAAAGAUUUAAUCUAUGGUCUUGAAUGGAAAGAUUCAGCUGUAUUUCCUCGUGUAACACUUUGUGAUUUUAAAGUAAGACGUUUAGCAAAUAUUCAUCGUUAUACAGUUCAAUGCGUAUUAAUGAUUAAUAUGUUUAAUGAAAAAAUAUAUCUCUUUAUAUGGUUCUGGUUUUUAUUUGUUGCUGUUUCAACAAUCUUAAAUUUCUUAUAUUGCUGUUUUCAAUUUAUUCCAGCUUAUUCUCGUGAAAAUAGUGUAAAAACACUUUUGAAACAUCUUGUUAGCCCAACAAAUCAUAUUGAAUUUAAAAAAUCCAUUAGAUAUUUUACACAUGAUGCUCUUAAACCUGAUGGAUGUCUUAUUCUUCGUUUUCUUGAAGGUCAUGCUGGAGCAAUAGUCGCAAGAGAAAUUGCUCAUAAACUUUAUGAGGAUUAUAUCACAAAUCAAGCUGCAAGACUUAGAAGUGUUGGAUGUGAUCAUGAAUAUAGUGAUCCACCAAUGCUUCGCAAAGGAACAGAAAAUUCUAAAAUGGAACCAUCUAAUUAUCCAUAUGAUGAUAGAAAACUUGUUGAACCUUUGAUGCAACUUGACUACGGUUUCCAAGAUCCAUCCAAACCAAAGGAUAUUUAA
Messenger RNA from Strongyloides ratti, 1314 nucleotides. Its product is annotated as Innexin family-containing protein. The coding region runs from base 1 to 1314 and encodes 437 amino acids. The transcript has a single exon. NCBI's taxonomy places the organism in Eukaryota, Metazoa, Nematoda, Chromadorea, Rhabditida, Strongyloididae. Gene Ontology annotation, cellular component: gap junction; plasma membrane. Gene Ontology annotation, molecular function: gap junction channel activity. The record is from RefSeq and is a predicted model, not a curated record.